Messenger RNA from Coccinella septempunctata (seven-spotted ladybird), 2129 nucleotides. RefSeq names its product protein white-like. Gene Ontology annotation, cellular component: plasma membrane. Gene Ontology annotation, molecular function: ABC-type transporter activity; ATP binding; ATP hydrolysis activity. The transcript has 12 exons. The record is from RefSeq and is a predicted model, not a curated record. Bases 88 to 2115 code for a protein of 675 amino acids. NCBI's taxonomy places the organism in Eukaryota, Metazoa, Arthropoda, Insecta, Coleoptera, Coccinellidae.
CUAUCCGAUAAUCGAAACCAAAUAACUGAAACCUAUUUCGACGGCUAUAACCAAAACUUGUUCGGAUAUGAAACCUGCAGUUGAAAUAUGGAACGAGAUGAUGUGAAACUACUGGAGAAUAGUUUUGAGAACUCAGGUUCCUCUAGUGGAAAUGAAAAGUACGGAUCUUUCCGAAUACCUGAUGCGCAACUUGAGGCAUGGAAAAAAAGGAAAAAUUCGCCGGAUAGAAUCGAGGAUCCAAUACCAAGCGCGAAACAAAUCAAACUUUCAUGGAGCGACUUGAAUGCUAUAGGGAAUUUUUCAUCGUAUGGAAGAAAUGAAAGACCAAGGCAUUCCAUAACAAGUAUGCUACAGGAGGACAUUUAUCCACUUUACGAAGAGAAGCAUAUAUUGAAAAAUGUCAGUGGCGUAGCUUACCCAGCAGAACUCUUGGUGAUUUUAGGACCGAGUGGAUCUGGAAAAACAACAUUAAUGAAUUGCAUCACAUCCAGAAAUCUCCGAAGUCUAAAUAUUUCUGGUUGUGUGUGCCUCAAUGGAAAACAGGUGCAUCGAAAGGAACUUGCUGCUAAAUCUGCUUACGUUCAACAAGAAGAUCUAUUUAUCGGUUGUCUGACAGUUAGAGAGCAUCUGAUGUUUCAGGCCCUCCUGAGGAUUGAGUCACGAUUUUCAUACGAGCAUAAACUUGACCGAGUGGAAAAGGUGAUUUCAGAGUUAUCCCUCACCAAAUGUCAAGAUUCCCAAAUAGGCGUUCCUGGAGUGAACAGCCACCUCUCAGGAGGAGAAAGGAAGCGUCUUGCUCUUGCCUCAGAACUACUGACAAAUCCUUCGAUAUUAUUUUGCGAUGAACCUACAACAGGACUCGAUUCAUUUAUGGCACUGAGUGUUGUUCACAUUUUAAAAUAUCUCGCACAAACAGGAAGAACAGUGAUAGCCAGCUUACAUCAACCUUCUUCAGAACUAUUCACCUUGUUCGACAAAAUCUACUUGAUGACAGACGGCAAGUUAGCCUUCGCAGGAAAUACUGAGGAAGCGAAGGAGUUUUUCACACAAUUGAAGAUGCCCUGUCCUCCGAAGUUCAAUCCAGCAGAUCACUAUAUUCAAAUGAUCUCUAUUAUUCCAGGAAAGGAGGAAAUAUGUAAAUAUUCCACUGCGAGAAUCUGUGAUGCUUUUGAGAAUUCCACUAUAGGUGUGCGAAUGAAACAACAAAUACAGUGUAAAAAAUCCUUCAACGAGUUUCCUUGGAAUGAGAAUAACGAUGAAGUAAGUCCUUAUAAGGUUUCUUGGUGUGAACAGUUCAACGCUGUAUAUCGGAGAUCCUGGUUAUCUCUAACGAGGAAUCCUCAAGUUAUGAGGGGAAGAAUUAUUCAGAUGUUGUUCGUUUGUGGGCUCAUCAGUGUUUUAUUCUGGCAGCAGCAUCUCAAUCAGACAGGUGUGAGGAAUAUUAACGGUGCAUUAUUCUUGAUUCUGACGAACUCUAUAUCUGUGAAUUUUCUGGGAGUUAUAUUCACAUUUUUUGAUGAACUUCCGGUCUUUGUGAGAGAACACAAGAAUGGUUUGUACAGAACCGAUAUCUACUAUUUGUCCAAGAUAGCAACUGAUUUUCCACUAUAUUCAAUAAUCAACUCAAUUGGCAUGACCAUGUGUUAUUUCUCAAUUGGACUCUACCCUGAAACGUCUAGAUGGCUUGUUGCGGUAGGAUUUAUUAUAUUGACACCAUUAGUUGCAAUGGGAAUAGGUUAUGCUGUUUCUAUUGUUGCAACUAGCAUGAACGAAGCUUUCAGUUUGACCGCCUUGAUAAUGGUACCUUUCAUACUAUUCAGUGGAAUAUUCGUGAACAUACGGUCUAUUCCCUUGUGUUUGCGAUGGUUAUCAGAUAUAUCCUGGUACAGAUAUGGAUUUGAGGGCUUACUGAUAAACCAGUGGGAUGGAGUGAAGAGUAUUAAAUGUAAAAAUGUCACCAUUCCUUGUCCUUUGGAUGGGGUUACAAUACUAGCCGAACAGGGUUAUAGUCCGGUUGAUUUUUGGGACUGUGUUGUCUUACUCAUCCUGAUUGCAAUCAUUACAUCCAUUAUUCCCUUGAUAAUGCUACUUUAUCGAGGAUGUCAUGAUGAAUAGUUUGAAAAAAGGUU